GGAAAUUAAGCGAUGUCUGUUUCUGACAGGAGGGUUGGUCAGGGAUUAUAUAUAAAGCUCUCAGAUUUUCGUUCAUCCUCAAACGUUUCAACAAGCUUGAAGACUUUCUACCUGUUGCUCAAAGAACACAUCGAAACCUUCAAGAUGCAAAAACUCGUCAUAGCAGUGCUUUUAGUGUUUUCAUUGGUUGUAAUGGAAGUCACGUGUCAGGACGCCAUGUUGGCUCCUCCCGACAGGCCAUCUGAGUUCCGGUCACCUGACCAACUCCGUCAGUACUUGAAGGCUCUCAAUGAGUAUUAUGCAAUCGUUGGCCGCCCAAGGUUCGGUAGAAGUGUGAACAAGAGAUCUGUCAACGAUGCAGUUUUCGGAGAGGCUACAAAAACAGAGUAGACAAUGGCGACGAUGAAGACACAGAGUACUGGCAAUUAGAUUUCUAACCUUCAUCAGCACCCAAAACUGAUCACGUCAACAUCUCAUUGGUUAGAGAAUGCUGCGCCAUUAUGAUGACAGAGCGUAUUGCGUCAUCAUGACGACAGAGCGUAUUACGUCAUCAUGACGACAGAGGUUGACGAAAGUACAGUGUCAUAACUCUUUCUCCAUGACGACGUGAAAUAAGACUCCUCUGUUGAAACAUAUGCUGUGCGUGUUUUUCAUAUUGUUGAAACAAUGAUCCAAUAAAAGGUCGGGAAAUUUAA
Molecule: messenger RNA, 695 nt
Organism: Haliotis rufescens (red abalone)
Lineage: Eukaryota; Metazoa; Mollusca; Gastropoda; Lepetellida; Haliotidae
Exons: 4
Coding region: 13-390 (125 amino acids)
Cellular component (GO): extracellular region
Molecular function (GO): hormone activity
Source: RefSeq, a predicted model, not a curated record